CACAAGCUGGUCUCAUUCACAUGAUUUAUGCAUCGGCGCCUCACGACAAGGGACCCACAUCUCAGCUGGGCUAAAGACUCCGGCUUAGUCGCCAGCUAAAUAACACAGCAACACACUUCCGCCAGCUCUUGUGUAAGGGAUAAUGUACCUUAACAAAACUAUAUAUUUUGUAGCUGCUGGUAGUUUACGCUUCUUUGCUUAUUAGGCUUGGGAGAGGUGACAACCACCAGUCUGAGAGAAGAAGAGAAAGAGGGAGAGAGAAGUCAGAACUAGUAAGAGGAGAAUGACAGCAGCUGUCAGGAUCUCUGCAGAUAAUAUCUCUAUUCACUUUUAACAUUUUUUUUUCUUUUAAUAAAACUGGUGUUUAUAAGAAGAAAAGCCACUCACUGUAAAGAGAAAGGAACCACUGUGGACGAGUGCAAGAACUUUUUACAGGACAUUUCUCUAAGUGCAAAACUUUCAGUUGCAAUUCACUUUGAAGAGACUCAAGUUCAUACUUGGGUAACUAUAAACCACGCAGAGAAGGACAGAUUCUGCAGCAAGCAUGAAAAGAAGUUGAUACAAAGAAAACAACAUCAGAAGACCAAACCAAUCACUUUCUGUUGAGAUACAGUAGCAUUCCACAUCUAUGACAAUCCAGUGAUUACAUCAUCCAACUCGUCACAAUGCGCAGCAGUAACAACCUUCUACUCCACCUCACCAUCCUUGGACUGUCUUGCCUCACUCUCACCACAGCAGAGGUAGGAAAAGACCCAGCUGAAAUCUGGAAUACAACCUGUGUGUCCAACUGCUCGUGUGCUAUAAAAAACACAGACUUUGGAGUCAAGUUAAAAACAGUUGAUUGUCAUAACCUUAACCUUCUGUCCAUUCCCAGUGACCUUCCUCUGGACACGGAGGCACUCCUUCUACAAGGAAAUGACCUUACAAGUGUUGAAAACACCAUACUGCCUCUACCACAACUUCAACACUUGGAUUUAUCUUACAACAAUUUAGACUCGUUGCAGGAAGUAUCCGUGAUCAGGAACUUAACUUCCUUGCGCUAUCUUAACCUGGCCAACAACAAGUUAACAUCUCUAUCCAGAGACAGUUUCAGUGGCCUUCACAACCUGAACAAGUUAUUCUUGUCCAACAACGCACUGCAGCAAAUCGAGCCAGAAACUUUGGAUGAGCUCUCGAGCCUAAGGAGCUUGUUUCUGCAGGAAAAUCGACUCACGUCUCUGAAUCCUCAGUGGUUUUCCAAUUUGCCUUAUCUGGAUGAGUUAACUUUAUCCGCCAACCAGCUGAGAGUACUACCAGAUGGGGUGUUCAGACCAUUGCGGAAGCUCACCAAGCUGUCUCUGAACAGCAACAACAUCAACCAGCUAACACAGGCAGCCAUCCAUGGAAUAGAAAAUUUAGAAUUCCUUUACUUUGACAACAACAAUCUGACUGUUGUACCUACACAAACCCUGGCCAACCUGACAAAUCUCAAAAUCUUGUCCUUAAAUGGAAAUAAGUUUCAAAGGCUGGACACAGGAAGUUUUCACGAUCUCCCAGUGCUUGCCGAGCUCAACUUGAACAACAUGCCAUCACUUUUGUUCGUAGAUGCUGGUGCAUUUAAGGACUUAUCCAGCUUGACCAUCUUACAGCUCCACGACAACAUCAACUUGACCUACUUGGAUGCCAACGCUUUUGACAAUGUUCCUAAACUCAGCAUGCUAUACAUACAUAAUAAUAACCUGAUGGCACUGCCUGAGGAGAUCGCAAAAUCCUCACCACAUCUGCAGGACAUCAGUUUUUACCACAAUCCUAUUCACUGUGACUGUAAUGCAAGAUGGAUACGAGAAUGGAUGGAACGAGCCAAGGACAAAACCAAAGACACCAAUGGCACAGUUACACCUGGGCACCUGACCAAUCACUACUCGCGGCUUCAGUUCCAGUGGUCUGACAGGCUGGUUUGUGACACGCCCCCAGCUUUGAACACCAAAGUUCUGCAAACCGUCCCCCUGGAGAGUUUUUCCAAAACAUGCGCCCCUACGGCUCUCCCAUUCUUCAAUGCCAGCUACACACUGGAAUUAGGCGAUCCUUUCACCAUACACUGCCGGGCCAUAGGAAUACCUACCCCAAAUAUUCACUACUUUCUAGGGCAGGGAAAGAAAGUAAACGAGACAUCAUCGGACUCCGACAGAUAUCAGUUUGACAGAGGGAGUCUCACUAUCACCCACGUGACCCAGUCAGACACUGGCGCUGUAGUGUGUAUUGCAGCCAACAAUCGCUCUCAGUACGACACCACUUCUACUCGACUUAAAGUGAAGGGUAAAAAUGUUAAAAUCCUCCCCGUGGGCGUGACCGAGAACAUGGUCACAGUGGCUCUCAACGGAUCAGACUUGAAUAAAACAGUGGAAAAGUUCCACCUCAGUUACAAACUAUCUCCAGGUAGCGAUCAAGACUAUAAACUGAUCCAUAUUUUGCCUAACAAUACGCAAAUCUUCACCAUAACAGAGCUACAGCCAAAGACAAUGUACAUCUUCUGCAUCACUUAUGAGCACAAUAACUACAAUCAUAACUUAGACUGUAUUAACAUCAGCACUGACUCCAAGGUUAUCAAAGAACUGCAUAAUGACAACAUCAGUACCAGUAACGAUGUCAAAUUCAAUGACGUCACGGGUACAACGGUUGUGACGGUCAUCUUUGUGUGCGUAUCUGUCCUCACAGUGCUGGCGGUGACACUGGCAUUUGUGCGCCGUUUCAAGCAAAGGCAGCCAUACAAAGAACCCGAUGGUAUGGUUUACCGCUUGGGUAGCAUCUCAAACAUUACGCUAGACUCUUUGUACAGCCCUCCAUCUACCCCAAUACACAAUCUCAAGACAUCGCUGGUGAAAAAUGCAUAUGGUCCAUCAUAUGCCUAGGAUAAAAGUUAUCAUACACAGUGUUUCCCCUUUGUAACAUGUCUUCCCUUCAGUAGACUUCUUGACACCACUUAUUCAGUACAAUACAUGUGAAACAAAAUUAAUUGCAGUCACUUUAUAUAUUAUUCUACUUGAAUUUGGUCUAACAGAUGAAAUUAGUUUCUCUUAGUGGGAAUAUGUCACAUAUUAAUUACACAUUUACCAGGAAAUGUUUUAGUCUAUAGAUUAAUGAUGACUGUAACAGGCAUGUGGAUAUACAUCAGAAAGCAUUGUUGCAAAUGCCAAAUAUAUUAUUUCUUUUCUAACACAAAUAUAUUAAAUGCAGGAUCCACAAAUACCAAGUACAUGUGCAGGCACUAUUUUUCAUAUAAGAAUAUAUUCAGUCUUAUUUAGUUGCUGAAGUUGAACAUCAUUUUGUCAAAAGUAAAUUUUUCUAUUUAGGUUAAGCACAAAAAAAGCAUUCUUUAAUAAAUACCAUGUGUGUCUCAUGCAUAUGUCAGUCUUUUUACAACGAAUCUGAGCUUUUUCAAUGUAUAUUUCUGCUUAAUGCAUUUGAUGUAAAUAAACAAUGAGAAAUGUAAAUAUGUCACUUAUACAUAUUAAGUAACAAUAGGAACAACUCAAUGUCACAGCAAGAAAGAAAGAAAGAGAAGUGGCUUUUGUAAUGAAAUAUGACAAAUGAGAUAGUCCUAGAGCAAUCCAUAACAUGAGUUCAUAAAAUAUGUGUUCUGUAGGUAUUUUGGUCUUUGCUUCAUUGUAAUAAAUUUAAAGUGAGCAGUGCCAUAUAUUAAUCAGUUCACCAACAGUCUAUAUCACUGCAUUGUACAGUGUUGAAUAGUUUCUUUGGUUAGUAACUUUUCUACAAUAAUCAUAACGGAAGGAAUUCAAAAACUGUGACUUCCUUCUUCUGUGGUACAAUAACAGCCUGUUUAGCAUAAUAGGGAAAUGUGUACAUUGCCUGUAAAAUAUUGUAAAUAAAGAUUCCUCUUGUCUCUUAUCACCAUU
Molecule: messenger RNA, 3893 nt
Organism: Lingula anatina
Lineage: Eukaryota; Metazoa; Brachiopoda; Lingulata; Lingulida; Lingulidae
Biological process (GO): toll-like receptor signaling pathway; immune response
Cellular component (GO): plasma membrane
Molecular function (GO): transmembrane signaling receptor activity; protein binding
Source: RefSeq, a predicted model, not a curated record